Messenger RNA from Suhomyces tanzawaensis NRRL Y-17324, 1734 nucleotides. Its product is annotated as alpha-glucosidase. The coding region runs from base 1 to 1734 and encodes 577 amino acids. NCBI's taxonomy places the organism in Eukaryota, Fungi, Ascomycota, Pichiomycetes, Serinales, Debaryomycetaceae. Gene Ontology annotation, molecular function: alpha-amylase activity. The record is from RefSeq and is a predicted model, not a curated record. Gene Ontology annotation, biological process: oligosaccharide catabolic process. The transcript has a single exon.
AUGACUAUCUCUUACACCUGGUGGAAAGACGCUACCGUCUACCAAAUCUGGCCUGCUUCCUUCAAGGACUCCAAUGGUGAUGGUCUUGGAGAUAUUCCAGGCAUCAUCUCCAAGUUGGACUACCUCAAGAACUUGGGAGUCGAUGUCAUCUGGAUGAGUCCCAUGUACGACUCGCCCCAGGACGACAUGGGCUACGAUAUCUCCGACUACAAGAAGGUGUACCCCAAGUACGGUACGGUUGACGACAUGAAGGUGUUGCUCGACGAGGCCCACUCGCGUGGCAUCAAGUUGGUUUUGGACUUGGUGGUCAACCACACCUCGAGCGAGCAUCGCUGGUUCAAAGAAUCCCGUUCGUCGCUCGACAACGACAAGAGGGACUGGUACGUCUGGAAGAAGCCCAAGUACGACGCUGAGGGCAACAGACACCCUCCCAACAACUGGAGCACCCAUUUCUCGGAGCCAGCCUGGACCUACGACGAGACCACCGACGAGUACUACUUGCACCUCUUCGCCAAGUCGCAGCCAGACCUCAACUGGGAAAACCCAGCCACUAGAAACGCCAUCUACGACGAGGCCAUGAGCUUCUGGUUCGAGUUGGGCGUGGACGGCUUCAGAAUCGACGUGGCCAACAUGUACUCGAAGGACCAGAGAUUCCUCGACGUUCCUAUCGUGUUCCCAGACCAGUCGUUCCAGCCAUGCAUGCAAUACACCCACAACGGGCCACGUAUCCACGAGUUCCACAAGGAGAUGUUCGAGAAGGUCACCUCCAAGUACGAUGCCAUGACCGUGGGUGAGGUCGCGUUCUGCUCCAGAGAAGAUGCUCUCAAGUACGUCAGUGCUAAGGAGAAGGAGAUGAGCAUGAUUUUCCUCUUUGACGUGGUUGACGUGGGCACUGUCCACGCCAACAGGUUGGAAAAGCCUGCCAACCCAUGGAAAUUGAGCGAAUUGAAGCAAGCGGUUGAAAACCAGUGUGAGUUCAUCAAGGGUACCGAUGCGUGGUCCACUGUAUUCUUUGAGAACCACGACCAGCCCAGAUCGAUCUCCAAGUUCGGCUCCCUGAACCCCAAAUACAACUUCAAGUCGGCCAAGUUGUUGGCUAUGCUCCAAACUGCGUUGACUGGUACCCUCUACAUCUACCAGGGCCAAGAAAUCGCUAUGGCCAAUUUGCCAGCCUCCUGGUCCAUUGACGAGUACCUCGACAUCAUGACUAUCAACUACUACAGAAACUGGGUGGAAAUCCACGGAAAGGAUGCUGAUUUCGAAGAGCAGAAGAAGGUCAUCUUGGAAGGCAUCAACAUGCUUGCCAGAGACCACGCCAGAUCACCAGUUCAAUGGGACGCCAGCGAGUACGCUGGAUUCUCUCCUGUCGCCCCAUGGACCAGAGUCAACGACAACUACAAGGAAAUCAACGUCGAGUCACAGCUCAAUGAUCCUAACUCGGUGUUGCACUUCUGGGCCAAGUCCUUGAAGGUCAGAAAGGAGCACAAGGAUCUCCUCAUCUACGGGGCCUACAAGACCCUUGACCAAGACAACGAACAGGUGUACUCCUUCAUCAAGUACCAGAACGACGAGACCAGCUCUCCCAAGGCUUUUGUCACCUUGAACUUCUCGGAUGAGCCUGCCAAGUUCGAACGUUUGGUUGAAGGCCAAUACACCUUGGUCAACUCCAACGUCGAUGUUCAGGACGAAGCCACCUUGUCUCCUUAUGAAGGACGUCUUUACAUCGUCGAUUAG